Octopus sinensis (East Asian common octopus) is the source of this 540-nucleotide messenger RNA. Its product is annotated as histone acetyltransferase esa1-like. Gene Ontology annotation, biological process: regulation of DNA-templated transcription. Gene Ontology annotation, molecular function: histone acetyltransferase activity. Lineage: Eukaryota; Metazoa; Mollusca; Cephalopoda; Octopoda; Octopodidae. The record is from RefSeq and is a predicted model, not a curated record. The transcript has a single exon. The coding region runs from base 1 to 540 and encodes 179 amino acids.
AUGAGGUUAUUGACUAAUUUUGACUGUCAGGCUGUGUGUCAAAUGACUUUCCCGCCUGGAAAUGAGAUUUACCGUCACGGAAAUAUUGCAGUGUUUGAAGUUGAUGGAAACAAUGACAAAAUUUACUGCCAAAAUCUCUGUUUGUUGUCACGCUUGUUUUUGCUGCACAAAACUCUUUAUUACGAUGUUGAACCUUUCAUGUUCUACGUGAUGAUUCUUCGCCCUCAGAGUGCUUCCGUCGAAGGGGACUUUGUGGGGUAUUUCUCGAAAGAAAAGAACAGCGGACAUAACUAUAAUUUAUCAUGUAUCAUGGUUCUCCCGGUUUUUCAACGUCGUGGAUUUGGACGUUUUUUGAUCGAAUUGAGCUAUGCUCUGUCACGGAGAGAAGGGAAGACUGGCUCCCCAGAGAAACCACUUACUGAACACGGGCGGGCUGCUUAUAUGGCAUAUUGGAAGUCAAGUGUGAUUAGAAGACUUUCUCUAGCUGAUUCAAAGUCGAUCACGAUUAAGGGUACAACCAGAUUUUAUUGCCAGUGUUGA